Dentiscutata erythropus is the source of this 358-nucleotide messenger RNA. The record is from the annotation of a GenBank genome assembly. Lineage: Eukaryota; Fungi; Glomeromycota; Glomeromycetes; Diversisporales; Gigasporaceae.
AUGUGUCUUGAGUCAGAAACUCAUGGCUUUACCACUGACACUAGCUCCAUUAUUAUACCGAAUAACACUGAUAAUGAAAAAACUCCUAUACCUGAGGAAUCGGUAAUUCGAGGUUAUACUUCAUCUUCAAGAGUAGAUACUGAGAUUAUUUCCAAGCGGGAAAAUAAUAGCAGAGCUAGUGCUAAAGCACAUAUGUCCUCGUUGAUUGAAUCGAAUCCCCAGAUUCCAAUAGGAGGAAUAGGAGUGGUCCCUGUUGUAGCAAUGACCCGCGGUAUAAUGGAACAGCAAUCUGCACAAGUACGGCUAAAUUUUUGGGAUGGCAAGAUUACAUUUUGGUUAUAUGAUUUGGGACAACAAG